AUGACAGAGGAAGAGUACACCAACCAGCUGCUGAAGUUCAACCAGACGAAGGAAGCUAUCGAAAAGAAGAAACAGAAAAUCAAGUGUUGGCUCGCUUAUCGGCAGAAGAAGGUCCCCGACUUAGGGAAAGUCAAGGAUUCGCUCCCUGACACCAACGAUCCCGCAAUCAUCAUGCUGGCGUGGCUUACUGGCACCAGCAUUUCAAAACCUCGGCUUCCAAUUGCCUACAACAUGUGGGGGCAUGUCAACAAGCAGAAAAUCAAUGACACGUACACCAACACACACAUUUACAAGCCGCUGCCAAAGAAUCUGCAGACUGGUGGCUACCACUUUUAUCUAUAA
This is a messenger RNA of Laccaria bicolor S238N-H82, 342 nucleotides long. RefSeq lists its product as uncharacterized. The transcript is spliced from 2 exons. The record is from RefSeq and is a predicted model, not a curated record. Bases 1 to 342 code for a protein of 113 amino acids. Lineage: Eukaryota; Fungi; Basidiomycota; Agaricomycetes; Agaricales; Hydnangiaceae.